This is a messenger RNA of Porites lobata, 5263 nucleotides long. The record is from the annotation of a GenBank genome assembly. Lineage: Eukaryota; Metazoa; Cnidaria; Anthozoa; Scleractinia; Poritidae.
CAAGUAUCGACUAUUUAUUUAUACUUCACCCUACCCUAGAGAAAGUUUAUUUACUCGUCUAGAAUUCAAGAUGGCUUCUGCAAUUUACGGCGUUGUGUAUUUUCUGGUGAUCAGUCUGUGUCUGACACUUUUUACUCUCGUCUUGUGCUUUGUUGUUUACCUUCAUCACAAACAUAAGACCCUUGAUCACAUACCUGGCCCUAAACGCGAUGGAUUUUUCUGGGGAAACAUAAAAGAAAUGGAGAGGCUAAAGAAAGCCUAUGGCUACAGCAGCGGCGCUGAAAUCUUGAACCACCUCUGUCGAGAGUAUGGUCCUGUUAUGGUACUCUGGGUGUUUCACAUUCCUAUUGUUUACAUAUCAGAUGCUGAAUUAACCAAGAAAGUGCUUAUCACAUCCAAUUAUCCUAAAGACUCCUGGGCUUAUGAUAAGCUGGCUUAUAUUUUCGGAGAGAGGUUUUUGGGGAAAGGCCUUGUCACAGAAACCGAUCACGAGAAAUGGAAGGAGAAACGUCUCGCUCUCAAUCCUGCAUUUCACAGGAAAUAUUUGAAGGAAUUCAUGGAGCAAUUUAAUGCGAGUUGUGAUGUCCUUUUGGCAAAGCUAGCUAAAUUAGCUGAUGGCAAAACAGAGGUGUCAAUGGCAGACGAGUUUAACAGAAUUACUUUGGAUAUUAUUGGCAAGGUAAGUUAUAGAGCUAUUUUUGCUCCACCUCUAGCCUGCUUGUGGGGUUUAGAGACCAGCUGCGUAAGAUAUAACAUCAGACAAAACUGUUAACAUCUGGCAUUUUUGGGAUGAUCCAGAUCAGGUUCAGUGAUCCGAGAUCACUCGGAUCAUGGAAGAUCAAAUAAACCGAUGAAUCCACUCUGGACAAGGAUUCAUUGGUUCAUUUGAUCUUCGAUGAUCCGAGUGAUCUCGGAUCUCUGAUCCUGAUCUGGUUCAUCGCAAAGGAACGCACCCUAAGUAAAGAAUUUUACUGAUUACCCUAUGUGUGGCAUUAUGACAGUCUUGGAUUCUGGAUUCCACACAAUGGAAUCCAGAUUCCAGGUACUGGAUAUCCAGAAUCCUUCCCAGUGGAACUUGGAUUUCGGAUGCCAAUUGUUAGCAGGAUUCCGGAUUCCUUGAGCUUAAUUCUAGAUUCAAAAGCCCAGAAUUCUGGAUUCCACUUGCAUAUCUUGUAUUGUGACCUGUAUUGUAUUGUGGAAAAUGUAUCAUAGCAGGGGUGUGGCCUUUGACUUUUUCAGGUAUACAUGUGUAUACAAGUAGCUACGUCCCAGCAGUUAAUGGGCUUUGCAUUCCCAAAUAUGUGUAUUCCUGCACAAUAUCCAUGGUCUCCUAGCCUGUGAGCAUUUCUAGUUCUGAGUAUUUCCACCCUGCUAAUCCUAGUCAUCCCAGUCAUUCUCGUCACCCUAGUCAUCCCAGUCAUCCUCAUCAACUUGGUCUUCCCAGUCACCCCAGUCAGCGCAGUCAUCUCAGUCAUCUCAGUUAUCUCAUUCAUAUUAGUCACCCCAGUCAUGUUAGUCAUCCCAGUUAUCCUAGUCUUCCCAGUCAUCCUUGUCAUCCAAGUCGUCCCUGUCUUCCAGUCAUCCCAGUCAUCCUAGUCUUCCCAGUCAUCCUAGUCAUCCAAGUCAUCCCAGUUAUCUUAGUCAUCCUUGUCAUCCUAGUCAUCCCAGUCAUCUUAGUCAUCCUAGUCAUCCAAGUCAUCCCAGUUAUCUUAGUCAUCCUAGUCAUCCAAGUCAUCCCAGUUAUCUUAGUCAUCCUUGUCAUCCUAGUCAUCCCAGUCAUCUUAGUCAUUCCAGUCAUAUAUAAAAUAUCAGCAAGUCCACAGCAACAAACCAACGAGUGGUGCUGGAUCUCCCAGUUGUAGACCUGGAUCAGUACAAUAACAACUUGUAGAAAAAUAUGAAACGGCAAACUGAUCCUUACGGCAAGGCAAUGAAGAAGUAGACAAAAGAAUAAAACAAAAAGUAUGUAAUUAAACAAAUCUGCCCAAUAUUUCGGUUUGAAAACAAGCAUCCCAGUCAUCCCUGUCAUCCUAAUCAUUCCAGUUAUCCUUUUCAUCCCAGUCAUCCUAGUCUUAGUAUCCCAGUCUUCCCAGUCUUCCCAGUCAUUCCAGUCAUCCCUGUCAUCCUAGUCAUCCCAGUUAUCCCAGUCAUCUUUGUCACUCCAGUCUUCCCAGUCAUUCUUGUCAUCCCAAUUGCCCAUGCUUUAUUCCACUCCAGCUCGCUAUUUGCACUUUGUUUGGGGACAAAAUUUUUCAAAGAAACAAGAAGAGUUAAAGAGUUGUGCUUUCUAUUAUUAUUAUCAUUUUUUUUCUGUAUUGCAUUUUUGUUCCUUUGUUUUUAUCAGGUACACACAUGUGUGUCAUGCGUAAAGGUAGCUAUUCCCCUGGAAAGUAGGAAAACAGUUUCAUACCCCAUUAUCCCUCAUUAAUGGAGUUGUACUGUAACAUUGCAUGUUUUUUUACAGGUUGCUUUCGGAAUUGAUCUUAAUGCAAUCCAUGAACCAGAUUCUCCAUUUUCAUCAGCCAUAAAAGAGUCUUUGAUUGCUCCAAUCUGGUGCUUCGCUCAUCCUCUUCAUGCUAUUGAAUUCACAACCUACGGCUAUCAAAAUUCUGUGAUAGCUGCAAUUCAUUUUCUAAGGGACACAGGAAAGAAGAUCAUUGACGAGAGAAAGAAAGCGAUUUUGAAUGGUGAUGAAGUCCCAACUGAUAUUCUCUCCUACAUUCUGAAGUCAAUGGACGAAGACACCGUUUUGGAUUAUGAAGAACUCCUGGAUCACUUUGUAACCUUCUUUAUUGCUGGUAAGCUGAGACUAUGUUUACCUGAAUACGCGGCAAAUAAAGGAGCGUCGGGGAAAUGUUUUUUUUUUGUUAUGGAAAUAUUUUUAAACUUAUUUUGGUCCUCGUCUCUUUGAAAAAUGUCCCAGAAACUAGGAACGAGUACAGGAUCAAAGGAAAGGCGAUGACGGCAUUUUGACGCCAUUUGUUUUGCUUAGCGAUGAACUUGACUGUAACAGAUGUAUAGCGAAGCAAACGAAGAUAAUGAAAAUGAUUGGGGCGUUGUCAACGAUGACAAUUCUUCGUAUUUGCCGCCACGUUGUUAAUUAUAUUCAUUCUUGCAAAUCAUUCUACGUCAUUCUUGUAAGUUUGGCCGCGCGAUAAGGCAGACAUUGUUUGAGGGAAAUUUGCCUGUUUUGAAGACGGUGACAAGUUCGGAUACUCUACCACUUACCCACUGCGAGCUACAGCUACGAAACUAGGCUCAUGUGACAAACAUCCUGUAUACUGUCAGAAAUUAGUUAGUCUUUUUUCCUAUGUUCUGUGAUUGUAGCAGGGCAGUUAACUCUUUACUUUUCGCUUUAGUUCUUCAUUCCUGGUUUAAAUUAUAUUUUGUUUUGUUUUUGGCUAUGGUCAUCUAUGAAGGUGAGUUUGAAACCAAGAGAUUAAAAAGUUAAACAAAGGAUUGAAAUGGGCCACAGAAUGUAUAUUACUGAAAGAGAAGCUGAAAUACGAUAUAUAUUUUUUCUUUUCACAAACAGGUCAGGAGACAACUUCUGCUAUGCUGGCUUUCAUGUUAGCUGAGGUUGGAAAACAUCCUGAGGUCGAAGAAAGGUAAAUUUAUCAGUUUGAAUGUCAUUUUGGCACGAAAUUGAACCUUGACUAAGCGAAAUUUUAAAUGGGUUAUUUAUGAAGAAUUAUCACGUAUUAUUUUGACACCACCUUGUCUUCGGAGAUAGUAACAAAGUAGGCAAUCUGCUCUUGGAAAAUCUACGUACAAUAGGGAGUUUUUAUCAGGUUUUGAAGACAUUUUGGGACGCCACGAUUGGGACUCACGAAAUGCCGUCUGAGAAACGAGGACGGAAAUUCUGUACUGAUGACAGGUCACUACCAAGAUUGCUUCUGAUUGGUUGAAGCACAUUUUUCAUCCGGCACGACCAAUCAGAGGCAUUUACCCAGACCUGGGUAGUCACAGGUCAUCAGCAUGGAAUUUCCACGCUCGUCUCUCGGACGCCAUUUUUCGGGGUUGCGUCGCGAAAUGUUGGCUGUUUUCUGAGACUAAUUUUUACUUGAUAUUUGAGUUAUUUUUGUGAUUUGUUUUAUAGAUUGGUCGAGGAGGCUGAAGAUGUACUCGGUGCUCGUCAAUUCAUCACCUACGAGGAUCUUGGCAAGCUAAAUUACACAGGCCUUGUGAUGAAAGAAACCUUAAGAUUACACCCCAGCGUGCCGUCAUUUUCUCGUGUCAUCAACAAGGAUGAUGAGUUAGCAGGUCACUUCAUUCCUGCUGGUACCCUCAUCAAUCCGUUACCUUAUGUGCUGCAUCGCAACCCCAAGUAUUGGAAUGAUCCAGACAAAUUUGAUCCUGAACGGUUUUCAGCUCAGAGGGAUGAAGAAGAUACGGGAUUUCACCGCUAUGCUUAUUUUCCCUUCUCUCUGGGUCCUCGCCAUUGCAUUGGUCAAAUGUUUGCCGAAUUUGAAGGCAAGGUGCUGAUCGCGCGGUUCGUCAAGUCCUUUAAAUUCAAGCUUGUUCCUGGGCAAGAUUUUGGAUAUGAAGAUCUCAAGACCACGUUGUCGCCAAAAGACAGGAUUCGUUGCACCCUAACUUUGCGCUAACCAACCGUGAAGCGAGAAGGGAACUGGAGCCGAAAUGCGUCCCGCAAUUGUUUAUGGGAUCGUGACUUGGGAUAAGCAUAAGCUAACAGUCCCAGAAGUCUUUGCGAUCGUUAACUCGGCCCAGUUCCUUCUCGUUUCUAACAUGGCGAAUGAGCUAUAGUUGGCCAUAAAUGUACACAUCCUUGAAGUUAAGUCAUUUCGGGCACCUCGCCAUACCGGGUUGACACCGGAAAUGCGGACAGCAAUCAAAUCCUGGGCAAAAAGUACAGACCUGAAUGUGAUUGAAGCGUCCUUUCGCUAUUUCGGACAUAAGGAAAUCUUUUCUGUCUCUAGACACGUUUUUAUUGUUCGACCUCUAUAACUGACAUCGAGAUAUCUCUCAAUAAAAUAAAAAUCUUACCCUUUUCCUGUGGUGUAUUAACCGAAACUGAUGUAAUUUAUAGAUUCCUGCUUCUCUUCUAAUCCAGACGUUUUUAAUAUAAGUACCGUUAAUCCUUUUCCCACUUCGCUAUUUCGGCUGUAAUGAGUUGCUGUGCACAUGGAAUGAUGGACUUGUUAAAGCAACCUGGAUAAUGCUUUCCCAAAUAUAUUCUUCCAAUUAAAUAUUCAACAGAGGCUAUCACUGUUUUAAUUCUGUGGUGUAAAAUAAAGCAGCA